CUUACCUCAAAUCCAGUCUUCAUUCCUUGUUUCUGUACUAUCAACGCAUCUCAUCAACGCAGUCGUCGGCCACACGCACGACAGCCAGUGACGCCGUCAUGGCCGGCCCGCUUGCCCAACUUCGUGUCACCCUCUUCCUCCUUGUCCUCCUCUUCCCCCUCACCACACGCGCCGAUAUCCCCCUGGUAACGCUCAGCUACUUCUCUACGCUUCCUAGCAAGCUGUUCUACUUUGAUGACUCUACUAGUGUGCUCUGGCAUGAUACCGCCAAUGGGAUCGUCUUUGUAUCAGAAGAUGAGGGCAAGUCUUGGACCCAGAGUACGGAUAUCCCCGAAGGAGAAGCGGCGAUGCUCGUCGAGCAUCCAUUCGACACCAAAGUUGCAUUCAUGCUCUCUCGAAAAUAUACACAUUACCGCACUAUCAACCGGGGCAAGACGUGGCAGACGUUCGAGACACCUAUCCCACCCGCGCUUACGAGCACACCUUUGAGCUUCCAUGCGACUGAGCCAGGGUACGUCCUUUUCCAUGGGACGAGGUGCGAGAACACAGGUAUAUGGUGGGGAAGGGAAUGCCAUGAUGAGGCAUACUACUCCCUCGAUCAGUUCUCCGAUGACCUCAAGCUUCUCCUCACCCCUAUCACCCGCUGCGUCUUCGCCCGCUCGACAAAAGACUUCCUCACUGCCCCGGAGAGGCAAGUGCUUUGCGUGGGCAUCGACGUGGAGUCGUCCGAGGGGCACGCUGUUGAGUCCUCGCGCUUGUACACUUCUGAAGACUUCUUCGACACCGAUGGUCAGAUAGUCAACUUCGGUCGUGGAAAGCAGGGGCGUGGAGUUGUCGCCCUCGGUGUUGUUAGCAAGUUCAUUGUCGUAGCGCUCAAGGACCUCGUCAACCCGGACAGCGGGGAGAUGGUCUUGUACGUAUCGGUAGACGCACAGAACUGGGCACACGCGCGUUUCCCGCAUGGGUCGGGUCGCCUCCUCGAGAACGCGUACACCAUUGUCGAGAGCACAACGCAUUCACUUGCCGUGGACGUACUCACCCACUCGCGCAGCACCGUCGGAACACUGUUCGUCUCCAACUCGAAUGGAACAUUCUUCGUCCGCAGUCUGCAGAAUACGAACCGCAAUGCGGAAGGGUUUGUCGAUUAUGAGGAGAUUGUCGGUGUUGAGGGAGUCGGGCUCGCCAACUUUGUCGCCAAUGCUGAAGAGGUCGAUGGCCGUGGUCAGGAGAAGCAGCUGCGUACAGUCAUCACGUUCGACGAUGGCUCGAGUUGGGAUCGGCUCCCCCUCCCUACCGAUUUGAGAGGGAACGAGAUCGCUUGCCCGAACGAGAACUGCACCCUUCACCUGCACUCCGUCUCGACCCCACACAAUCUCGGUCGGAUAUUCUCCAGCCCUGCGCCUGGGUUCGUUAUGGGUGUAGGGUCCGUGGGGGACUACCUCCUGCCGUACGAGGAGUGCGAUACGUUCCUGUCCUCUGAUGCGGGGCUGCAUUGGAAGAGGGUAGCGCAGAAUGCAAAUAUGUACGAGUUUGGCGGACAGGGGAGCAUUAUCGUCAUCGUGGAUGAUGAGGACUAUACAGACCACGUGCUAUACAGCUAUGAUUCUGGGACUACCUGGCACGAUCUUAAGUUCGGGGUCAAUAUCCGCGCUCGUGGCCUCACCACAGUGCCGGACUCGACCUCCCAAAAGUUCCUGCUCCUCGGCACGUUAAGCCGCAAGGACCAGAACGACGAUGGCCGGCACGUCAGUGUCUUCCUCGAUUUUGCGCCGCUGCAGAAACGGCAGUGUGGAGCUAGCGAUUUUGAGAAGUGGUAUGCUCGUACGGCUAAGGGCCACGAAUGUGUCAUGGGUCACAAGCAAUACUACAACCGGCGGAAGGCAGACGCAGACUGCUACGUCGGGCACAAGUUUGAGGAUCCUAUCGAGUUCGAAGAGAACUGUGCUUGCACAGCCUACGACUACGAGUGCGACUACAACUUCGUCAGCAUGUGCGGCAACUGUGUCGCUGCUGGCCCAGAACCUAUCCCUAGUGGAGUAUGCACCACAGGUAGGGAGAGCGAGCAGUAUCAGGGAUCGUCGGGAUACCGACUUAUCCCUGGGAAUACGUGCGAUAAGAAACUCCCGGGAGCCGUCGUCAAGGACGAGAAGGUUUUGAAGGACUGCUCGAACGCUGCUGUGCCCGAGGGUGAGGCAACGCAUCAGACCUUCCAAUUCCCUGCCCCGAUCCUGCAGCAUUUCUACUUCAAGAACUCGCCGACCAUCCUCGUUCAGUUGGAAGACCAUACCGUCUGGCAAUCACCCAACGAGGGCUAUUCAUGGACUCAGCUCCACCCCGAUCUGCGUUUCCUCGCCAUUUACAUGCAUGCAUACUCCGAUGACCGUGCAUACAUCAUCACCGAUUCCCGCAAAGUGCUGUACACGACGUCGACCGGAAGGGACUGGUAUGAGCUCGAGACGCCCACAGAUGUGAACACUUUCCGUGUUGCCUUGCUCCAGUUCCACCCUACCCGUAGGGACUGGAUCAUCUGGACCGGUCAGCAGGACUGUAAUGUCCCUGGUGGCGGAACGAGCUGCCGCACCACAGCGCACUACUCGCAGGACAAUGGCCGGCGGUGGUAUGAGAUCGAGAACUACGUCAAACAAUGUACGUGGGGGCGUGACAAGAACCUCAAGAUCGAUGAGCGGCUCAUCGUCUGCGAGUCCUUUGCUAUAAAGUCUGGCAAUAUGCGCUUGUUCGGCUUGGAGAACCCGCUUCAGCUCGUGGCAGGCCGAGACCUUUAUUCGCAGAAGGUAAAACUGUUCGAUAACGUCGUUGGGCUUGCCAAGUUCUCGGAAUACAUGAUCGUCGCCGAGCUCGGCGCGCAGAAUACGCUCGACCUCCAGGUGUCCCUUGACGGGAAGACUUUUGCUACUGGAUUAUUCCCGGCCGAGUACAAGCUGGAUAACCACGCAUAUACCAUCCUCGAAUCCAGCACUGACUCUGUCUUCCUCCAUGUGACCAUGUCGACCCAGUGGGGGGCAGAGUACGGCAGCAUCCUCAAGUCUAAUUCGAACGGAACGUACUACGGCGUCUCGCUGGACUAUGCAAACCGGAAUGAUGCGGGAUACGUCGACUUCGAGAAGAAUCAGGGGCUGGAUGGGAUCGCCGUUGCUAAUGUGCUCACGAACCCGGACGAGGCUCUCCUGACUGGGAAGAAGCGCCUGCAGACGAGGAUCACGCAUAAUGACGGAGGCAGCUGGAAACCAAUUCCUCCUCCCUCGAAGGACUCUCUGGGCCAGCCAUACGACUGCACUUCCACAAAAUGUACUUUGAACAUCCAUGGGUAUACGGAACGCCGUGAUGCGCGGGCCACUUACAGCUCGCCCGCCGCGACCGGACUGAUGAUGGCUGUCGGCAGCGUUGGGGAAGCCCUGGCAUCGUACACUGAGAGCGACAUUUUCCUGACCCGUGACGCUGGUUUCACAUGGGAAGAGGUGCACAAGGACGCCCACAUGUGGGAGUUCGGUGAUUCCGGCUCCCUGCUGGUCAUCGUCAAUGACGAGAAGGCGACUGACUACGUCUUGUUCACCACGGACGAAGGCCUGAACUGGCGGGAAUACCACUUUGGCGACACGGUGCGCAUCAACACGCUCGUGAAUGCCCCGUCAGAUACGAGCCGCAAGUUCCUUAUGUUCGGCGAGUCUUCAACCCAGGGCACUGUCGCGAUUCACCUCGACUUCACGCAGCUGACGAAGAAGCAAUGUAAAUUCGACAUCGAAGACCAGAACAACGAUGACUUUGAGCUGUGGAGUCCUAGCGAAGAGCGAGAGGAACAAUGUCUGUUCGGCCGCCAAGUUGCGUAUUACCGCCGGUUGCGUGACAGGAAUUGUUAUAUUGGGGACAUGAAGCCACCUGGCAGGCUGGUACAUAACUGUAUCUGCAAGAGGAGCGACUUCGAGUGCGAGUUCAAUCACCGCCGGAACGACGCAGGAGAGUGCGUUCUUGUAGCUGGUGCUGAGCCGCUGCCUUCAAGCAUGGCAGACCAAUGCAUGAACGGCGAGGAGUUCUGGUACGACCGUACCGCCUACCGCAAGAUUCCAUUCUCGACCUGCGAGGGUGGUGAACAACUCAACCUGGGCAAGCGACACGAUUGUCCUGGCCUGCAAGGGAAGAGCUUCUUCUUCUGGCUCAGCGUGAUCGUACUCCCAGCGGGCCUGGUCUCACUUCUGGCCUACUGGUUCUACAAGAGAUCGGGCCAUAUGAAGGGCACUAUCCGUCUGCCGGACGGAAUGACGCGCCCGUCUCUGUCGACCGACGCCGGGCUGGUAGACACCAUCGCUAGCGUUCCUUGGUACCUCCUCGGGCUGGCGACAGUAGCGAUCACCGCUAUUGAGAACAUCCGCAUCCCCUGGCUCAGCGGACUGUUCCGCUCUCGCAGAGGGUACAGGACUGUGGCGGUGGACGAGGACGCCCAGGUGCUGCGCUUCGAGGACGAGGAGUCGUAGGCUGAAGGUUCGCCGACAGGUAGGGAGAAGAAGGAACGUAGAAAAACACACAUUCUGAUACCAUCGUUCAUGCUCUACCCCGUUCCGAAUUCUCGCAUCCUGCUUCCUGAUCUUGGC
Messenger RNA from Dacryopinax primogenitus, 4604 nucleotides. Its product is annotated as Oligoxyloglucan reducing end-specific cellobiohydrolase. Gene Ontology annotation, biological process: Golgi to vacuole transport; Golgi to endosome transport; protein targeting to vacuole. The record is from RefSeq and is a predicted model, not a curated record. The transcript has 9 exons. NCBI's taxonomy places the organism in Eukaryota, Fungi, Basidiomycota, Dacrymycetes, Dacrymycetales, Dacrymycetaceae. Gene Ontology annotation, cellular component: membrane; Golgi apparatus. Bases 99 to 4487 code for a protein of 1462 amino acids. Gene Ontology annotation, molecular function: protein binding.